Molecule: messenger RNA, 7657 nt
Organism: Globicephala melas (long-finned pilot whale)
Lineage: Eukaryota; Metazoa; Chordata; Mammalia; Artiodactyla; Delphinidae
Gene: SCAF11
Product: SR-related CTD associated factor 11
Biological process (GO): spliceosomal complex assembly
Molecular function (GO): RNA binding
Source: RefSeq, a predicted model, not a curated record
GAGCAGCGGUGGCGCAAGCCGCGCGGAGCCGCGCAGCCCGGGUCCGCUCCCUGCUCCGCCGCUGCCACCCGCCCCAGGCAGCAGAGCCGGCGCCCCAGCGGCCCCCGGAACACCUCAAAGCGAACGAAGGAGUCCAUGUUGGGGAACUUGGCGGCGGCGUGACGGGGACCUAGGGACUUGCAGUGGGGCCGCCGCCGCCGCCGGAGCCAGCGCCUCGAUCUCAGUCGGAGAAAAGUUUGAUGGAAAACCGAUUACCUGACUGCUCGACCUGAAGCAUCUUAAGGGAGACCCUUUUUCAAGGAGAAAUGAAGAAGAAAACUCUAUAUACCCUAAAUGUGGGAGAUCAGGACUAUGAAGAUACGGAAGGUGAAGAAAACAAAGAUAAUACUGCUACCAUUGGUCUGUUGUACAGUGAAGCUGAUAGAUGUCCAAUAUGUCUCAGUUGCCUGUUAGAGAAGGAAAUUGGUUUUCCAGAAAGCUGUAAUCAUGUCUUCUGCUUGACCUGUAUUCUUAAAUGGGCAGAGACACUGGCUUCAUGUCCUAUUGACCGGAAACCUUUUCAGGCGGUGUUUAAAUUCAGUGCAUUGGAAGGUUGUGUUAAGGUUCACAUAAAAAGACAGUUGAGAGAAACAAAUGACAAGAAAAUUGAAAGCUCUUUUAAGAAACAGCUGUCCUGUCAGGAAAAUUCUAAAAGCUGUAUGAGAAAAAAAGUCAAAAGAGAAGAUCAAUUAAGUGCAAAACUUUAUGACUUGAAGAUGAUAUACAGAAACUCUAAACACAGUGAAAUGGGAGGAAAAGAAAAUGCAAUAAUAAAGACAAAUAAGCCUCAAAGAUCAAAUCCGUGUACAAAUCAGUGCUUCAGAAAUUUUUUCUCCAAUAUCUUCUCUUCUAGUAGUCACACUGGGGAAUCUGCUUUUACCAGUACAGCUUACUGUACAGAAUUUAUAGAAGUCAAUGAAAUCAGUGCGUUGAUUAGGCAGAAGAGACAGGAACUGGAAUUGUCAUGGUUUCCUGAUACAUUACCUGGAAUUGGAAGAAUUAGUUUUAUACCCUGGAAUAUUGAAACAGAAGUGCUUCCUCUCAUCUCCUCCUCUGUGUUGCCAAGAACUAUUUUUCCAACAAGUACCAUAUCUUUAGAAAAUUUUGGUACUUCUUGCAAAGGAUAUGCAUUAGCACAUACUCAAGAAGGAGAAGAGAAGAAGCAAACUUCUGGUACCUCAAACACCAGAGGAUCAAGACGAAAACCAGCAGCAACAACUCCUACAAGGAGAUCUACACGUAACACGAGAGCUGAACCAGUCAGUCAGUCUCAGAGGUCCCCAGUAUCAAAUAAUUCUGGGUGUGAUGCCCCAGAUAGUAAUAAUCCGUCUGUAAGUGUUUCCUCUUCAGGUGAGUCAGAAAAGCAAACAAGACAGGCUCCAAAACGGAAGUCUGUAAGAAGAGGAAGAAAACUACCUUUACUGAAGAAGAAACUUCGGAGCUCUGUACCUCCCCCUGAAAAAUCAUCUUCCAGUGAUUCAGUAGAUGAAGAAAUAGUAGAAUCUGACAUACCACCUGUGUUAGAGAAAGAACAUCAAUCAGAUGUAGAAAGUAGUAACACUGUGCAGAUAAAUGUAGAAAAUGAGUCUGCUAAUGGCUUGAGAAGUUGCGGUGAGCCAGUAGAAGAAAGUGAGGAACAUGGUGAGACCCACGAUACAGAGGAAAGAGUAGAAUCUGUAUAUUCUGAAUCUGGUACCCAAGAUCCUCCUGUGCUAGUUGGAGAGGAGGAGGAAAUUCAAAAAGUUGAGAAUACAGGUAUAGAGGCUAAUAUGUUAUGUCUGGAAAGUGAGAUUUCUAAGAAUACUUCUGAAAAAGGAGGUGACCCUUUGGAAAAUCAAGACCAAAUAGCUUUACCUUCAGAAUCAGAAGUAAAAGCUGAUGGAUGUACAGAUCAUCUUCCAAAUGAUUUUCUUACAUGUUCAGGAUCUGAAAUCGAAGUACACCAACGUAUAUCAAGCCUAGGUGAGAUCCCUGAGAAUGCAGAGUCAGCGGUUAAUGAAGACAACUUUAUGGGGAGUCCUAUAGUAAAAAUUAUUGAUCAUAAAGAUUCUACAGUAAAAACAGAACAUCUUAUUGACAGCCCCAAAUUAGAAUCUUCUGAGGGUGGAAUUAUACAAACAGUGGACAAAAAAUCUAUUGAGAGCUCAGAGGUUCAUUUGCUUGGGCAUGUUGAAAAUGAAGAUAUAGAAAUAAUUGCAACAUGUGAUACUUCAGGGAAUGAAAAUUUCAAUAGUAUUCAAGACUCUGAAAACAAUUUAUUAAAAAAAAAUCUUAACACCAAAUUGGACAAAUCUUUCGAAGAAAAGACUGAAUCUCUGGUUGAACAUCCCAGAUCUACAGAAUUGCCUAAAACACAUGUUGCACUGAUUCAGAAGCAUUUUAGUGAGGACAAUAAUGAAAUGAUACCUAUGGAAUGUGAUUCAUUUUGCAGUGACCAGAAUGAAUCUGAACUCGAACCGUCUGUAAGUGCUGAUGCUAAACAAUUGAAUGAAAAUUCUGUGGAGCACAGUUCCCAAAAGAAUAUGUCAUCUUCUGGUCCUUCAAAUGAAAAGGUUGAAACUGUGUCUCAGCCAUCUGAAAUCCCAAUAGAUACGAUAGAUAAAGCCAAAAAGCCUCGUACUCGAAGAUCUAGAUUUCAUUCUCCAUCUACAACUUGGUCUCCCAACAAAGACACUGCACGAGAAAAGAAGCGGUCUCAGUCUCCAUCUCCCAAAAGAGAAACUGGAAAAGAAAGCAGGAAGUCUCGAUCACCAUCUCCCAAGAAAGAAUCUGCAAGAGGACGGAGAAAAUCUCGUUCUCAGUCCCCAAAAAAGGACCCACGAGAAAGGAGGAAAUCUCAGUCUCGAUCUCCAAAAAGAGAUAGCACUAGGGAAGGCAAAAGAUCUGAAUCACUCUCCCCAAAAAGAGACACUUCUAGAGAGAACAGAAGGUCUCAGUCAAGACUGAAAGAUUCCUCCCCAAGAGAAAAAUCCAGGUCCCGGAGCAGAGAAAGAGAAAGUGAUAGAGAUGGGCCAAAGAGAGAUCGAGAUAGAGAAAGGAGAACCAGAAGGUGGUCUCGGUCCAGAUCUCGUUCUAGGUCACCAUCAAGAUCUAGAACAAAAAGUAAGAGUUCAUCAUUUGGUAGAAAUGACAGAGUCAGUUAUUCUCCUCGAUGGAAGGAAAGAUGGGCAAACGAUGGUUGGAGAUGUCCACGAGGAAAUGAUCGAUACAGAAAGAAUGACUCAGAGAAACAGAAUGAAAAUACAAGAAAAGAAAAAAAUGACAUCAGUCCAGAUGCUGAUGAUUCAGAUUCUGCUGACAAACAUAGAAAUGACUGUCCCAGUUGGGUAACAGAAAAAAUAAAUUCUGGGCCUGAUCCGAGGACCAGAAAUCCAGAAAAGUUAAAAGAUUCUCAUUGGGAAGAAAAUAGAAAUGAAAAUGCAGGGAAUUCUUGGAAUAAAAACUUUGGUUCAGGUUGGAUGUCGAACCGUGGUAGAGGUAACCGUGGCAGAGGCGCUUACAGAGGUGGUUUUGCCUACACAGAUCAAAAUGAAAACAGGUGGCAAAACCGAAAACCCCUCUCAGGGAAUUCAAAUAGUUCAGGGAAUGAGACUUUCAAGUUUGUGGAACAGCCCUAUAAACGGAAAAGUGAGCAAGAGUUCUCAUUUGAUACACCGGCAGAUAGGUCGGGGUGGACAUCUGCAUCUAGCUGGGCUGUGAGAAAGACUCUGCCAGCAGAUGUACAAAACUACUAUUCACGACGAGGGAGGAAUUCUGCAGGUCCACAGUCUGCAUGGAUGAGGCAAGAGGAGGAAACAACUGAACAGGAUUCUAACCUAAAAGACCAAACAAACCAACAAGGUGAUGGUUCUCAGCUACCUAUAAAUAUGAUGCAACCACAAAUGAAUGUAAUGCAGCAACAAAUGAAUGCACAACACCAGCCUAUGAAUAUCUUCCCAUAUCCAGUGGGUGUUCAUGCUCCUUUGAUGAAUCUCCAGCGCAAUCCGUUUAACAUUCAUCCUCAGCUGCCCUUGCAUCUGCACACAGGAGUACCUCUCAUGCAGGUAGCUGCUCCCACCAGUGUAUCUCAGGGACCACCACCACCACCACCCCCUCCCCCUCCAUCCCAGCAAGUCAGCUACAUUGCUUCACAGCCAGAUGGAAAGCAAUUGCAGGGUAUUCCUAGUGCUUCUCAUGUAAGUAAUAACAUGAGUACACCAGUCUUGCCUGCUCCGACAGCAGCCCCAGGAAAUGUGGGAACAGUUCAGGGACCAAGUUCUGGUAAUACUUCGUCAUCAAGUCACAGCAGAGCUUCUAAUGCUGCUGUAAAAUUGGCAGAAAGCAAAGUAAGUGUUACAGUGGAAGCCAGCGCAGAUAGCUCGAAGACAGACAAGAAAUUGCAAAUUCAAGAAAAAGCAGCACAGGAGGUAAAAUUGGCCAUUAAGCCAUUUUAUCAAAAUAAAGAUAUCACCAAGGAAGAAUAUAAAGAGAUUGUGCGGAAAGCGGUAGAUAAAGUUUGUCAUAGUAAGAGUGGAGAAGUAAAUUCUACUAAAGUGGCAAAUCUGGUUAAAGCCUAUGUAGACAAAUACAAAUAUUCACGGAAGGGAAGCCAAAAGAAAACUCUGGAAGAACCUGUGUCUGCUGAUAAAAACAUAGGCUGAAGUGGGGAGCACUAUAAAGGACACUAUCAAGAUACCUGCAAAGUGCAAUUUCAACAUGUACCUUUAAUGGAAAAUCAUACGUAACUGUGAUUGAAAUUUGGUUUUGAUAAAAUUAUUUUUUUUAAUGUAGGAUAUAAUGUUUUGCUCUAAAUAAAUAUAGUUCUGCACCGCAACUUCUAUAUCUUUUCCUCCCUUCCACCCCCCCCCAAAAAAAAACAAAUUCAAGGGAAAGUAAAGGGGUUAAAGGAAUGUGCAUUUUUACAAGGACUGUGUUAUAUUGUGGAUACUGGAAGAAGAUGUACAGCUCUUUGAUUUGAACAGUGGAGUGCAUAAAUGAACUUCUGAGUGCACUGGUUUUGGAAGAGAUAUAUAUAGUACAUUUAUUCUGUCAGGCUAAAAAUAAAGUAUGAUCUUUAUGAUUUUUCUCUCUAAUUAUACAAAGAUAAAUAAUGUAUUACCAUGAAAAAUAUUUCUAAUAACAGAACAUACCAAUUGCAGGGUUCCUACUGUGUAUUUUUAAAGCACACAUCUGAGUAAAUUGCUUAGAUAGAAAACAAAUUAUCACACGAGUAAAAUUCAGUGUUCAAAACUUUAGAACACUGUUCACCUGUUGUAUCACCAAAUAAAGGUUAUGCUGCUUGGUUUUCUUUUGUGCCUUUUUUUCCCCCAGUUGAGAUGAAGCAAUUUGAUUUGCUAGAUUUACAACUUCGGCAGUCUGAGCUCUGUUGAAUUUAGAAGACCUGUUUGGAGAAAGUGUUGACUUUGUAGAAAUUAUGUUCUUCCAUAACAUCUUCUACUUAUCAGAGAUGGUAAAUUGAUUGUGCCAAUUGGAGAAUUGCUUUUAAGUAGUGACCCUCCCUUCCCUGUGGCUACGGUAGAAUCAUGACAUUUGCUUCAGUGGCUUUCAGAUUGUUGCUCAUCUGACUAAGUACUAAUGAAAUUCUUCUCGCAUUUUAGAAAUCUCCAAAUGCUUUACAGUGAAUAAAGUGUUAAUUUGGUGACCAUUUGGUGGCCAUUAACCAUGUUGCAAAAUUCUAGAUAUUAAAACCGGUGUUUUGGAAAAAGGAGAGGAAUUAAAUAAUGGAGUCUUGGUUAGGCUUUCAGGGACUAGAGAUUGGUUUUUUUUUUAGUACUAUUUUUAUUAAAGGUAAGUUUAAAAUGUUCUAGCCUUAUUAUUUUAUUUGGCAUCUUGGAAGAAAAAAUGGAUUAUUUCCAUGAUAAACUGUUUCAUUCCAGUAACAGUUUUCAAUAGAUACCAAAUGAUUGGAAGGCACUUCAGAUAAGAUCUUAAUGGCACAAAGAUGGAUCUGUGCCUCAGUGAGACAGACUGACCCUUGUUCUAGCUAAAUAGUGAAAGCAAUACUCUUUAGGACUGUGCUUUUCUGAAGUAAAGAUUAUCUGUUUCUCAAUUUUAUGUGUAUAAUACUUUCCUGGUGCUAGCUUUGAUAGGCGAAUUUUGAAAUAUUGGCCCCAGUAAUGAUUGGGCUAGUUCAUAAUCUAUUAGAUUAUGAGUAUAAUCCCAAAAGUGGUAGAAAUAUUUCCAAGCAGUUUCUGAUCUUUAUUCUGCAUUUCUGGGCAUUUGUAAUAUGGUAUUCUACUGAUUUAUAUAUAUUUUUAAUUAAAGUUUGUGUUUAGGUUAUGAUGGGGAAAGAGUUUUGGAAGUAUAUUUCUUCUAAUAAAAUAUUAAGACAGUGUUUUAAAUAUCAAUGCACACCUCAUUUGUUUCAGUUUUGAACUCUAGAAACAAUUGUGUGAAUUUUUAAUCUAUUUUGGGUUAAAGCUGGUUCACAUUUAGAAAAUUUUGUAGCAAAUUGCCUAAAUUGAUUAAUCACACAACAUAUUUUUCCGACAUUUUCUUUCAGUGACAUUUGGGAGUUGGAUGACAGUUUAAAAUUUGCUUUAUACUGUUUAGCUUGUGCAAACAUGUUUAAAAGUUUUGAAGAAAAACAGGUGGUGUGGUCAAGAGUUAAAAGUCUCGCAUCUUUGGUAGCAGUGCUAAGAAUUAAUUCCACCUUUCUUGAAUAACAACAGUGUACUACUCUGUAUCUGGUUGGGGUACUGGUUGGCCUGCAAUUGAAAUAGCUAGUGAAGAAUAUUACUGGACUAGAAUCAACUUUGAAAUAUUUAAGAAUGUAUUAGAAAGUGCAUGCUUUAUGUUAAAAAAAUACAUUGCUUUUUAACAUUUCCCAUUCUUGCUUUUAUCAGAAAUUUACAUUAAUUUUGCAUGUGCACAAACUUAAAAACAUUUUGUGGGGUUACAGAUUCCUCUUGUUAUUUAUGAAGAUUCAGUAUUAACUUUUGAAACCUUGGUCUCUUUAACUUCCUAGUCACAUUGACUGAUGUUUUAGGCUAUAGUGACGCCUAGAAUUUUGAGACUAAAAUUAGUUAUUUUAACAUUCCAAAAUUUUUGAUUUUUCUCCUCUGGUAAUUAUAUUUUUUCCAUCAUUUUCCUUUAAAUGGCCACAGUGUGUACUGCUUGAACGUUCCAUCCAAAAGAUGUAGCUUCACGAGCACAGUGCUUGCUCCAUGGUCCGUGAGACGUUGUUUGUAGUAUGAGGAUGGAGUGCUGUCUACUGAAACAAUACUCUUAUUAAACAGAUAUGUAGUAUGUAAUAUUUUCUAAUAAAUUCUUUUGAUAAACAAAGUAGUGUCUUUAACAUUUUAUCAUUAAGAUUCCUGGGAAAUGGUGACUUUCACCACAUAAGCUCUUUCCAAACAUGUGUUGCAGUAUUUCUUGGAUUUGUACCAAAGUAGUUAGGCUUAGCAUCGCAGUUAACGUAAAUGUCCAAGUUGUAAAGCAAGGGGAGUUAGCUGUAAGCAUGUAUUUUAGUAGCAUUUUUUCCUAAUUACAUAUCAUUGUAGGAAAUUAGAAAAGCUAAUUUAGUAAAUUAAAAAAUCUGUAAAAGAAGGAAGAAACCUAAAAACAAAAGGAGAAAAAUAGCCUGUAAUCCUACCACUUAAAGGUAACAACUAUUAAC